AUGCGUUUAGGCCACAUCUCGGAGUCUGAGACUGGGGCUGCAGGUGCCGACAGUGGGGCUGCAUCUUCCUCUCCCAAACAACCUUCCAAACCCAUCCGUACGCGCAAACGUGGCUUUAGAUUUCGAAAUCAACUACUUCAUCAACAAAAGGCAUCUCAUCCUCCUUCUAAGAGCUCUCAAUCGUUACUUCAGCCUCCCUCACUCAACUCUUCUUCUACUAACAAUGGUGCGGACGAGUCUAGUCUUAACGAAUUCAAUCGAAACACUAGCAUCUCUGAAACAGCAUCUGCCGCAGCACAUGCCCUUCAAUCGAUGCCCGAGGAUCAAUCAACUCAAGAUAUUGAACUACGACAAGUCGAUCAAACUUACAAUCCAGGAGAAUGGCAGAUUUUUAGAGACAAUGAAACUUCUGAAAAUAACAAGUCUUCCGUAGUAUCUCCUAGAGGGCAGAAGAAUGGAUCGUUUAAAUCCUUUGGAAGUCAUGUCACUAACGAAUCCGUUAUAGAGUUAAGCAGUGAUUCCUUUCUGUCAAGGUCCAAAACCAAAAUCGCCAAUUAUUCUCGCUUUAGAGUACUUAAGCGCUUUAAAAACUUGCUUAUGGGUAUCUCUGAACCUAUUCCCUCUCAAGGAGGACGAGUAGUUCCCAUCUCUGUUAGCAUGGACCCUGCUUCUACAGAUUUUCCGACAAUCACCAACCGUCACGGCCGCAUUCUUCUCAUAGACGAUCGUGUCAAUGUGCCCUACGUCUCUAAUACAAUUACUUCAUCCAAAUACACCAUCUUCAGUUUCUUGCCUCGUCAGAUCUUUGCACAAUUCUCAAAAAUCGCAAACUGCUACUUCAUGAUCGUUGCCAUCAUGCAACUAGUUCCUACUUGGUCUACAACCGGUACUACCACAACUAUUAUUCCCUUAUCUAUCUUUAUUUCUAUUUCCAUCGCUAGAGAAGGCUGGGAUGAUCUACGACGUCAUCGAUUAGAUAAAUUGGAGAACGAACAUAUGACUUACGUUCUACGCGAGACUAACGAACGGAACUCUCAUAUUAAACCUUAUAGGGAUCACUGGAUUUCCGGUGAGUCCAGUAUUGUUUCCUCAUCUCAAUCGUCUCGAUCCUCCCAUUCCUCGAGCGUCUUUUCUCAGAACAUUAGACAUAAAAACUCUUCCAUGAAAGAGGAUGCGCUGGCAGAAGAAGGACUGAAUUUGAAUAAAACUCAAUGGAGCAACAUUAAAGUUGGUGAGAUUGUCAAGCUAGAGUGCGACGAAUGGGUUCCCGCAGAUAUCAUUUUGCUUACCAGCACAAACGACCUUGGCGAGACUUUCAUUGAGACUAUGGCCUUGGACGGAGAAACCAACUUGAAGAGUCGUGUUCCGAACUCUGGUCUUCAUCACUUAGCCAACGAAGCCAAAACUUUACGCAGCCUGAAUGCUAUUGUUAGGAGUGAAGAUCCUAACCUAGAUUUAUAUCACUAUGAGGGUGCUUUAAAUUUGACUGAUGCAAAGACUCACGAGUGCCACAAGUACCCAUUAGGACCCGAAAACAUCAUUUAUAGAGGCUCUAUUAUUAGAAACACAAAGGCAUGCCUUGGAUUGGUUAUCUUCACUGGUGAGGAAACUAAGAUCAGGAUGAACUCCAUUAGAAGACCUCGCAUCAAGGCACCAAAGUUGCAAAGAUCCAUCAAUAUAAUCGUUAUUUUCAUGGUUUGCGUUGUGAUUCUUCUUUCCUCAUUCAGUACAAUGGGUGAAAGACUAUUGUACAAAAAGAAUAAAAAUUUAAACUGGUACAUUUAUGAGGAAGAUGUUGGUGUUGCGGCAACGUUGAUGGGCUUCAUCAUUAUGUUGAAUACAGUGAUCCCCCUAUCAUUGUACGUGACAAUGGAGAUAAUUAAGAUUAUGCAGAUGUUUCUUUUACAAUGGGACAUUGAUAUGUAUGACCCUGAUUCGAACACCCCUGCAGAGGCCAGAACGGCCACCAUUUUGGAAGAAUUGGGACAAGUUCGCUACAUAUUUUCCGACAAAACAGGGACUUUGACAGACAACAAAAUGAUUUUUAGGAAGCUUUCUGUUGGUGGAUCUGCCUGGAUACAUGAUAUUGAUGAAAGGUUACAGGAAAACAAUGACAAUGACAACGUCGAAGAUAAUUCCAGUAAUCAACCAGCUUUAUUCAAAUCUCCCACUAUACGAGUCUCUGGUAAUCCCCCAAGGCCAAGCGAGGAAGUGAUGGGUCAAGGAUCUAUAACAUUUACGGGAAGGCCAAGUAUGGCAUCUUUGACUGUUAGGCAGUCAAGAAAGACGAGUUCUUCUCCCGUGAUGUCUCCAACCACGACUAAGACCGGCAACAGUCCCGAAGAUCUCAAAUCUACAGUCGAACUUAUCCGAUAUGUGCAAACACAUCCGAAAUCUUUGUUUGCAAGGAAAGUCUCCCUCUUUUUAGUUUCGGUUGCUCUUUGCCAUACUUGCUUGCCCAAGCGUGAAGAAUUAGACGACACAAGUUCAGAAAAUGAUGAUAACACUGAUGGCGCCAUCGAAUAUCAGGCAUCUUCACCAGACGAGUUAGCACUUGUUCAGGCAGCUAGCGAUAUGGGAUUCGUGUUCUACAGCAGGAAGCAGAAGAUUGUUACAUUGCAGCUGUAUCCAUCUGGAUUUGACAAGGAACCGGUGUUUGAGAAGUACGAAGUGCUAGACACAGUCGACUUUUCGUCUGCUAGAAAAUGUAUGUCGAUAGUGAUACGGUUCCCUGAUGAGAAGAUAUACUUGCUUUGUAAGGGUGCUGACAAUAUAAUCAUGGAGAAAUUGAAGUCUCAUGGAUUAGCUGGGCAGAAGAGGUCGGAGUUGGCUAGAUCCAUUACGGAGAGAAAGCAAAUAGAAGCCGAUUUAGUGUUAGCUAAUCGAUCUAUGGACUUGAGACCUAGUGACUUAAGUGGACGGAAGUCCUCAGGUAUUGGUGCGCGUGUUUCUGGUAUCAGCCUUUCCCGUCCAUCUAACUUGAUAUCUCCUAGACUACCUAAAUUAUCUAUUUCUUCGUUGACGGAAAGCCAGAACGAAGCUCGACAGGUGGACGAGGUUAUCUCUCAGUCAAAGCGCUCGAUACAGAUGAUGCAGAAACAGAAAUUCAACGAGCAGAGUUACAUUCCAACUGAAAAACUUAUUGAGAAUGAAGAGUUUGUUAUAGAGAAGACACUUCAGCAUGUUGAAGAGUUCUCUUCCGAUGGCCUUCGUACAUUACUUUAUGCAUAUAGAACAUUGACUGAAGAUGAGUACCACCAUUGGUCUCAGGAAUAUGCUGUUGCGAAGACUUCUGUGAAAAAUCGUGGACAGAAAGUUGAAGAAGUUGGAGGAAAGCUCGAAGAAGGACUUUCACUUCUUGGAUGUACAGCCAUCGAGGACAAACUACAAGAUGGGGUUCCAGACACUAUCGAGAAGCUUCGUCGUGCUGGGCUCAAAAUGUGGAUGCUAACUGGAGAUAAACGUGAAACUGCCAUCAACAUUGGCUAUUCUUGUCGGUUGAUCAAGGAUUACUCCAAAGUGGUAAUCCUCUCGAGUGAGAGGAAUAGUCUUUCUGAACUCAGUUCGAUGAUGACCGCAGCAGAAAUUGAAAUUGACGAGGGCAAUGUUGCUCACUGUGUGGUCGUGAUUGAUGGCACUACCGUGAAUGCCAUUGAAGAGGAUAUGACGCUCAUGUCACUCUUUAUUUCUUUUGGUGUGAAAGCGGAUUCUGUUAUCUGUUGUAGAGCCAGCCCUUCCCAAAAAGCAGAGCUUGUGGAUCGCGUGAGAAAACUACGUAAGGGAGAGGUGACUCUUGCUAUAGGCGACGGUGCCAAUGACAUUGCGAUGAUUCAGAAUGCAGAUGUUGGUGUCGGUAUAACUGGCCGAGAAGGAUUACAGGCAGCUCGUGCUUCGGAUUACUCUAUUGCACGGUUUAGAUUCUUGCAAAAGUUACUCUUGGUGAAUGGUCGAUACAAUUACGUGCGAACAUCAAAAUUUGUGCUUUGCACCUUUUAUAAAGAGCUCAUGUUCUAUCUCACGCAGUUACUUUACCAGCGAUACACUUUAUUUACUGGUUCUUCACUCUAUGAGCCAUGGUCCCUUUCCAUGUUUAACACUUUGUUCACAUCUUUGCCUGUCAUGUUUGUUGGUAUGUUUGAUAAAGAUUUGAGACCUUCGACAUUGAUAGCGGUGCCUGAAUUAUACGCUAUGGGAUGUAAGAGCGAGCGAUUCAACUUAUCGGUGUUUGUGCAGUGGAUAGUACUUUCUGCUGCGCAAUCAGUGACACUUUUCUUCACGAUGAUCUACAUUUAUGGUUUUAAUGCGACUCUCGAUAACACGACAUAUCCUUUGGGUAUGGUACUUUAUACCGCAUUGGUGUUUGUGAUCUGCACAAAGUGCUGUAUCAUCGAAACACAUAAUAUCACAAAGCUACCCGUCAUUGCAUGGGCUAUAUCUGUGUUUGGAUGGUUGAUGUGGUUGAUGCUUCUCGUUGGAUUGAACACUCACAGGAUGCAAACCAUUUUUUAUGUGAACCACGGGCUUUUCGAACAUUUCGGCAAGGAUAUAACUUUCUGGGGAAGUAUCUUGGCGCUCAUAUUUGUUGGUGUACUCAUUGAUUUAAUCUAUGAGUUUGUCCACGAUUGGUUACGGUUCAGCGACACUCAGGUGUUUCAACAGCUUGAACAACAGCCAGGAAUUUGUGAAAAAUUCGAGCUAGUCUCUUACAACGUUCUUAAACAGGGGUGGAUGUGGCUACAUGACUCGGUGAUCAAUGAAGAGAUAGUGAAAGACUGGCCUAAGGCUCGCAGGAGGUUCUAUUACUUUCGAUCGUUUCUGCGUAAGGGAAGUAUUUACCCGUCUAAGGCUACAAAGAAGAGACGCUCCACUAUGGUGAAUCCUAAGGAACUACCACCAGGAUCACCAUCAGUAGUGAAACUUGCGUCAUCUGAUAGGUAUGAGAAGGAAAUGUUACCAUCAGGGAAGGUUGUACGUAAGAAGAAGACGAAGAAAGAGGGGGACGAAGAGCAGGACACGGUCGGUAGCAGAAGACCGAGAUCGAAAAGCGUCAAGUUUGUCCGCUUGUUUGGAAGCAAGAAUGAUACAGACAAUGCAGAAGGAACGAUGCAAGAUGCGGACAUAGAUGAGGUGUUGCAGAGAAGAAUGAAAGAUUUAGAACAGCAGUAG
Brettanomyces nanus is the source of this 5166-nucleotide messenger RNA. RefSeq lists its product as uncharacterized. Gene Ontology annotation, molecular function: ATPase-coupled intramembrane lipid carrier activity; magnesium ion binding; ATP hydrolysis activity. Gene Ontology annotation, biological process: post-Golgi vesicle-mediated transport; endocytic recycling; phospholipid translocation. Lineage: Eukaryota; Fungi; Ascomycota; Pichiomycetes; Pichiales; Pichiaceae. Gene Ontology annotation, cellular component: plasma membrane. The transcript has a single exon. Bases 1 to 5166 code for a protein of 1721 amino acids. The record is from RefSeq and is a predicted model, not a curated record.